GGCGUACAUCAUGCACUCCUCAUGCACUUGAGUUCAAUCGGCGUUGAUCCUUACUUGACUGUCUCUAGUUGCACAUUAACACGGACGAUAUGCAGGAUCUACCCUCAGCGACCUUAGGUCCACAGGCUGUGGUUCGAGACAGUACCUACUAUCUUGCUGACGGGGACUGUACCCUCAGAGUGGAGAACACGCUCUUCAAGGUCCAUCGCACCGUUCUCUCGGAGGAUUCAUCGGUGUUUGUCGGGAUGUUUGAGCUUCCGUCAGAGGAAGACGCCGAUAUGGACGGCUCAUCUGACGACCAUCCAGUCGUCCUGAUAGGCGACACUGUCGCAGAAUUUGAGCAAUUUCUGUGGCUGCUGUAUUCUCGGAGUCGUCAAAAAUAUCUCACUGUUCCUGAAGACCGUGCUAUCUAUCUGGAACCUCUCCUCGAUGCCGCACGUUUGGCGAACAAAUACUCCUUCACGGAAGCCCUGACGUGGGCUUUGGACAUGAUCACGGAUUGCAUUACGCUGCCGCUAUACCGGCUCGACGACAUCUUUUCCGCCAAAUUGUACGAAUACGACGCCGCGCGGGAUCGCGUGGAAAUGACGCACGCGGCGCAUCAGAUCAGAGAGAUUGUGGUUCUGGCGCAAGAAAAUGGCUUCGCGCCGCUGUUCGAAAUCAUGAGGCAGCACAUAGAGGGACACCGGCCGCCGUUCGUGUUCCUAUGUGCUGAGCUUGCGGAUGAGCUGGAUCUCCGCGACCUACGUGGCGAGGCGUAUUUGGCCCUCCUGCGGAUGGGCGCGCCGUUCUCGGUCUGCGCGGCUCGGCGGAAAGUGGAUGCAUACGAACAGGAGGAGCGGUGCCUUAGGGAGGCGUUGACGUCUGCUAAGCCCAUGCGCGGAUAUUACUGCCUUGCCAGCGAAUGGGACGAACUCUGGCAUGAGCCUCCAGAAACCGCGCACUGCGCUCGCUGUUCGUCUUCCCUGCAUGUUGCCGAUCUCCCCGGACGAUUGAGCGCCGUUUUCAGAGAGCUAGAGGACGGUGUUACCUGGAGCAGAGCCAUGCCUUUGGAUUGCAAGGCUGCAGUACUCGAGACUACGAAGGUGCUGCAGAUGACCGUCGCUCGUGACCUGGACGACGUGGUUCGCUGACGAUGUUGAUCACAUUGGUUUAUGAACUGGUCAUCGUGCAGGAGGACAACGAUGCCCCUCCAUCUACUUCCGUAUCUCGACAGAACAUAACAAAUUGUACCCACCGACCAAGACG
Messenger RNA from Laetiporus sulphureus 93-53, 1248 nucleotides. RefSeq lists its product as uncharacterized. Gene Ontology annotation, molecular function: protein binding. The record is from RefSeq and is a predicted model, not a curated record. The transcript has 3 exons. Lineage: Eukaryota; Fungi; Basidiomycota; Agaricomycetes; Polyporales; Laetiporaceae. The coding region runs from base 90 to 1133 and encodes 347 amino acids.